AUGAUCCCCAAUUAUCCCCGGACAAUCUCAUUCUGGCGCCUGAUGACCGAUCAGCAAGUCAUCACCCAGGAGAUUCUGAGCCACGAGUAUGCUGGGUCGGGCACUGAAGACGACCCUCAUGUGGUGUCCUGGCUACCGGACGACCCGCGCAAUCCAAUGCAAUUCACGAUGGCGAGAAAGGUCAUGGUUGUAUUUAUGACGGGUUUCGCAACGCUCAUUAUAUCUCUGGCAUCCUCUGGUUACAGCGGGAGUAUUCGGGGCAUCAUCCAACAUUUCGAUAUCAGCGAGGAAGUGGCUACCUUGGGACUUUCGCUUUAUGUCAUUGGUUUCUCUGUAGGACCACUAUUAUGGGCACCUCUGAGCGAGAGUGUCGGGAGACAAAUCCCUUUUUUCAUCUCAUUUCUACUCCUGGCAGCUUUCUGCGCAGGAUGUGCCGCGGCACAGAAUAUCCAGACACUUCUGAUUCUACGCUUUUUUGCUGGGGCGUUUGGUUCCUCUCCGCUCACGAAUGCAGGCGGAGUUGUCUCUGAUAUGUUUACUUCCCGGCAGCGAGGUCUUGCGCUUUGUCUAUUCGCAUCUACUCCCUACAUUGGCCCGGCAGUCGGUCCACUUAUCGGUGGAUUUCUAGGAAUGAACGCCAGUUGGCGGUGGGUGGAAGGGCUUUUUGCUGCAUGCUCAGGCCUGGUAUGGGUCCUGGUAGCCUUCACGGUUCCGGAGACCUACGCGCCAGUCCUUCUCCGGAAGCGCGCGGCAAGGCUUUCCAAAGUAACCGGAAAAUGCUAUCGGAGUACUCUCGACAUGGGCCAAGGAGUGAGUUUAGGAAAGCGCCUGAAAACCGUAUUUUCACGACCGUGGGUGUUACUAUUUUGCGAACCAAUUGUUCUGCUAUUCACCUUCUACGCUGCUGUCAUCUACGGGACACUCUACAUGCUCUUUGCUGCAUUCCCCAUCGUCUACGAACAAGAACGCGGUUGGAAUCCAGGCGUGGGGGGCCUUCCUUUCCUGGGUGUUUUGGUGGGCAUGCUCACGGCAGUCGCCUACACCGUCAUGGAUAACCAGCGUUACAUUAGGACCCAAGAGCGACACAACGGCUUCGCACCACCAGAGGCCCGUCUCCCACCCUGCAUGCUCUCCGCCAUAACAGUCCCCGUCGGCUUAUUCUGGUUCGCGUGGACAAACUCCCCAUCUAUCCACUGGAUGGCCAGCGUGGCAGCACUAGUCCCGUUCGGAUUCGGCUUGGUCAUUGUAUACAUGGGCAUUGUCAACUAUCUGAUCGACUCGUAUACCAUUUAUUCUGCGUCUGUGUUGGCGGCCAUGUCUGUGUUGCGGUAUAUGUUUGGUGGUGUGUUUCCGUUGUUUACGACGUAUAUGUACAGGGGUUUGGGAAUACAUUGGGCUUCAAGUAUUCCGGGAUUUGUCUCGGUGGCUUGUAUUCCGUUGCCGUUUCUCUUUUACAGGUACGGGGCGGCGAUUCGGAAACGGUGUAAGUAUGCUGCCAUUUCGGCAGGGCAUUUGCAGAAGUUACAGGAAACGGCUGCAUUCCGUCAGAAGUAA
Messenger RNA from Aspergillus ruber CBS 135680, 1554 nucleotides. RefSeq names its product MFS transporter. NCBI's taxonomy places the organism in Eukaryota, Fungi, Ascomycota, Eurotiomycetes, Eurotiales, Aspergillaceae. Gene Ontology annotation, biological process: transmembrane transport. Bases 1 to 1554 code for a protein of 517 amino acids. Gene Ontology annotation, molecular function: transmembrane transporter activity. The record is from RefSeq and is a predicted model, not a curated record. The transcript has 3 exons.